GUCUGCAUUCCAUGCAGCCUUCCGACCAAUAGGACCUUCCGCGUAACCAGCUCGCCCAUACACUUUUUGCACUUUCGCCUUACACCCUGCCACCGUCCGUCCUUUCGUAGCCGUCGUCGCGCGACAAGAUUUGAUACUUUUUCUCGAUUUCUGCCUCGUCGCUUUCUACAACUACGACAAUACCAUCCUCCGUCUAUCCUCAUAAUUCGCCAUAAUGCCCUAUAAUACAAGGCGCAAGUCGCUGUCCCUGGAGUCGCUAGGCAUCCACGUUCCAAACAGCUCCCGCGCCUCGAACCGCUCACCGCCCUCCUCCUUGCCGACCCCGGUCAGCGUCAGCGACGAAAAAUCACAACCACCGCCAAAGAAGGUCAAACGUUCGCAUACCAUGAGCUCGUCGGGCUCCGUCUCGUCGCCGAGUCCUCCACGCAAGUCUACCAUAAAGUUUGCCGAUGCUGCGCUCACGAGCCGCGCCGCUGAGAACACUCCGCCACCGUCUCCGGGUGGUUUGGGCCGGCAGAAUAAAAUCGACACGGAGGGUAUCAAUGAUGACAUCGUCGUCGGCGUCAUAGAACAGCUGGAAGAGACGGGCAAUCGCCCUCAUCUGCUGAAAGAGCUCGCGGCAGUGCUGUCUACAAGGCUGCAGUCUGUCGAGAGCUCUGCAAAUCCUGCUGCCAUAAUCUCUUCGCGUCUCGCAAACUACCUUCGACGGACCUGGACGGCGCUGUCGCCCUGUCCUCUCGACAAAGUUCUCGUUGGAACGCAUCCAAAGAGAGUCUACUACUUCCUUACCACUACGCCUCAUCAGGAAAUUCCUCAGCAUCCCGACUCUGGUCCUGCUGUUACCUCGCGCAUCAUCUCACCUUCACUGUCAGGUGCCACUGAUGAGGAGAUUGAGGACCGCGCUUCAAGAGCUCGUGCGCAAAUGUCGCCCUCGCCCGAGGUCGACCUGCCGGAUCUUGACUUGGGUAAUGAUGGCAUGAACACUCCAUUUUCGGAGCAUGGAUCACAUCCGCCCAUCUCAAAUAACAUGGCGCACAACCGUCGAGCUGCGAGUCCGCCGCUCGAGCGCGUUGAGCGCGAAUUCUCCGGUCUGGCCAGCACGCUGCAGCAACGAAGUAGAUGCCAGAGCGAGAGCAUGGAAGAUGUGACUAUUGAGCCUGUCGUUGAAGAUCCUGCACCAUCGAUCGAAAUCGAUGAGACCGAGGAAAGUGCCGCGCGGAAGAAUAGCGAAACCGCCGCAGUCUUGUUCGGAUCAUCCGUCGAGAGCCUCGCCCUAGCUACAGCGGCAACGGUCAUGAGCAGUCCGCUUGUCAAACCACAAAGCCUGCCCUCGGUCUUGAGCCAGAAACGGCCAUUCGAGGCCGAGGUGAAGAUGCUCGACGAGGCGAGGUGGGAUCUCUAUGAAACCAACGUCGAACUCGACGAGCUCGACGAAAUGUUUGGAGAUUACUAAAGGAAAACAAAAGUCUGUGGAAUCUGCGAGGAAACGAAAAAUGAUUACCAAUCGGUAUGCACCUAAUGCGCUUGUUUUAAGUCUUUAAUUUUGCAGCUACGUAUGUUUUUGUAUUAU
Molecule: messenger RNA, 1570 nt
Organism: Pseudovirgaria hyperparasitica
Lineage: Eukaryota; Fungi; Ascomycota; Dothideomycetes; Acrospermales; Acrospermaceae
Exons: 2
Coding region: 215-1453 (412 amino acids)
Source: RefSeq, a predicted model, not a curated record